AAUUCUGAAGUAAACCCUCAGAUCUUUAGUAGUCAGCUCUGGUGCUGUUUGUGCUCCUUCUAUUCCAGAAAUUAAUUUUGAAUAUGUCAGACACAGAAGACAUAGUGGAGGAAGUUGAGGAACAGGAAGAAGAGAAAUAUGAAGAAAAUGAAGAGGAAGAGAUAGAAGAGGAGCAAGUGGAUGAAGAGGAAGUAGAAGAUGGAGAAGAAGAUGGAACUGCUGAAGAGGCUCAAGAAAGAGAUGCAAGAGAUGGAGGCGGAGAAGAGGAAGGAAAACCUAAGCCAAAACUCUUUAUGCCCAACCUUGUGCCACCUAAAAUUCCAGAUGGAGAAAGAGUCGACUUUGAUGACAUCCAUCGGAAACGUAUGGAGAAGGAUCUUUUCGAAUUACAGACCUUAAUUGAAGUCCAUUUUGAAAACAGAAAGAAAGAAGAGGAGGAAAUCAUUGCUUUGAAAGAAAGAAUUGAAAGUCGUAGAGCAGAAAGAGCAGAGCAGCAUAGGAUUCGAGCUGAGAAAGAGAAGGAACGUCAAUCAAAGAUUGCUGAGGAGAGAGCCAGAAAAGAAGAGGAAGAAUCAAGAAAGAGAGCAGAGGAAGAUGCAAAAAAGAAAAAGACUAUGUCAAAUAUGUCCUUACACUUUGGAGGCUACAUGCAGAAGACUGACAGUCGCAGAGGUGGGAAGAAACAAACAGAGAGGGAAAAGAAAAAGAAGAUCCUGGCAGAUAGACGCAAAUCUCUAGACAUCGAUGAUCUGGAUGAGGAUGAACUAAAGGAGAAGGGCAAAGAGCUGUGGAAGUGGUUGUACCAAUUGGAAGCAGAAAAAUUUGACCUACAGGAGAAAAUGAAACAACAGAAAUAUGAGAUUAAUGUACUUCGAAAUCGAGUUAGUGAUCAUCAAAAGGUCUCAAAGGGACUCCGUGGCAAAGGGAAAGUUUCGGGCCGUUGGAAAUAAGCAAAACAUGGAAGCGCCUUGUACUGAGGCAUUGGGCAGAGACAAGUUCCAUCAAUGUCUAUCAAAUGAUCCUGUAAUCUCAACAUCAAUGGUACUACUGUCCUCAAUCAAUUCCUAUCACUCACAGCCCAAUUCCUUGCCUGUAGAAUCUUCGAAAGAGCACUUUGACGAUUGUAGUUUUCAUGUCAUUCAAUAUUUUAAUGUAAUUAAUGACAAAACCCUUGUUACUGUCACAGCAAUAUUUAUUUUCUUGUAAUUCAAUCCGAUCAAGGUUUUGCAUAACAGCUGUAUCUUGUAGUGAAUGAAAUCUGGCAGUACAUUUAAGAUCUUACAAAGGUAGAAAAUGCACCACUGCAAACCAUAGUUCUAUAGCUUACCUGCCGAUGCUAUUUCAGGAUUACUGCAGUGUACUAGGCUUUCAUGUGGACAGAUCUGAUGAUUGGAGGCAUUUGAGUAUUUCUAACUAAUUUGUAAAGAAUGUUUUGCAAAGAAAGCCUGACUAUUCUAGUUGUUGAGCUAGUGCUUCUCCAGAUAAAGGUAACAAUUUGCUGCAAUUGCACAGAACAGUGAACAUUUAAGCUUUGUACAUUACCUACAUUCUAAUUUACAAUAUUUUAGCACAUGUACUGAGCCAAAAUACCACAUAUUGCUGAUGUAACCUGCGCAAUAUAAACUGCAAGAACUUUGAGCUCCACGGAAGUAUUCAUGAGCCAUACUCAUUAAAACCAACAAACAAUGGUUAAAAUAAUUGAUUGCCAGGAGUAAAUGUCACUGUCAACCACACAAUAUGGUGAAUCUCUGCACAAAUGAAGCUUAAUUAAAAGUGACAAAGACA
Carcharodon carcharias (great white shark) is the source of this 1785-nucleotide messenger RNA. RefSeq names its product troponin T, cardiac muscle-like. Gene Ontology annotation, biological process: cardiac muscle contraction; regulation of muscle contraction; sarcomere organization. Gene Ontology annotation, molecular function: troponin C binding; tropomyosin binding; troponin I binding. NCBI's taxonomy places the organism in Eukaryota, Metazoa, Chordata, Chondrichthyes, Lamniformes, Lamnidae. The transcript has 17 exons. The record is from RefSeq and is a predicted model, not a curated record. Gene Ontology annotation, cellular component: troponin complex. Bases 84 to 950 code for a protein of 288 amino acids.